Habropoda laboriosa is the source of this 1145-nucleotide messenger RNA. RefSeq lists its product as uncharacterized. The record is from RefSeq and is a predicted model, not a curated record. NCBI's taxonomy places the organism in Eukaryota, Metazoa, Arthropoda, Insecta, Hymenoptera, Apidae.
CGUCGAAUGUAUAUAAUUAACAAUACAUCGUAUUAUAAAAGUAGAUAAUUCGUGAAAAAAUAAUCGAACAAUUGAGGAUUUGCAAUAUAUUAUAAGAAUGUUUCGUGACGGUCAAUAUUUGGAAGUAAUUAAGGCUUCAGAUAAUUGUUUAGCUACGGCUGUUGUUACUGUUCAAGAGAAGACUAUAAAAAUUAAAGAGAAAAAAGUUUCAACUAAUAAGUGGCUUGAUCUUGAGGAUUGGGCGGCACUGUACAAAAUUUUGGAGAAGGCAAUUUUGCGUAAUUUUGGAACGGAAGGAUCGCUUCAGGAUUUUAAAAGAAACAAAUGGAAAAAGUCUACUCGACAAUUAGAAGUCACAUACAUGUUCGAGGUACCAGAAAGUGUAAAAGACGUUACAUCGUUACCUACAAUUAGAGUGUACGUGUCUCCCGCAAAAAGAAAAUCGGGAAAAACGGAAUUACUUAAAACAGUGUCAGAAAAGGAAGAAACUCGUGAUCGAGCGACAGAAAAAACUACCGUUCACACGCACCAAAAAGAUAAUGGCAAUACUUCACCAAAGAAGUCAGAAAAUAAUGAUAUAAUGACGAAAACAUCAAUUGAUACGAAAAAUGAUAGAACCAAAAGAUAUUUACCAAUUGAGUGUCUAGAAAAUGAUACGUUAGAGGAAUACGUGCCAGACGCACCCGUGACAAAAAAGUUAUGCGCGAACUUGAACUACAUACCGAGCCGGAAAAGUACGUUGGAACAGAUCCAAGUAUUUUCAAAUGAAUACUCUCCUAUGGUAUCGGAUAAUAAAAGCAUAACGGAAGUAGUUCGAUAUGUUCCGAAUUCCAUGGAUUUAUCAAAGAUAUCUUACGAAACAUACGAACCGAGUACUACGGCUUUAGUAAAUCAUCCUGAAGAGUACGUUCCUAAUUCAAAAGGAAUGAAAACUUCUGUUGAGGAAUAUUAUCCAGAUUUUACUAGUAAAUCGAUGAAAUUUGACAAUAGUUAUGUGCCGUCGAGUGUUCACUUGACUAAUGAAAAUUCUAAAAAACUAUUGGACCAGCACAAAAAACUACAAUUAAAAAAAUACACGUUGAGACAAAAAGAAACAAUAACGAAGCGAAAUAUGGACCUGUACACUUAAAAUAUUUAUAAAAAGA